UGCAUUGCUCCUCUCCUAUAACGACUAGUAGCUAACUUGUCUGUUAUGUAGUCAUUGUGUUAUCACACUAAUGGGGAAAUGCACGAUAAAGGGACUCUUUAGUAUUCCAGCCAACGUAGCUAGCUAAACCCCGACGUCUAGUUUAGUCGAGACUCGUCCAAGCGAACACGGAAGUGUGUGUGAUUGUGGCUCUUGCUUCAGUGCUGUCUUCUUUUCCGAUGAACCCAUAGCAUCAGUGUCGUGAACAUCAGAGGUCCCUGGUUUGGCGUGAAAUUAGACGGUAUAAUGCCGUUCACGCAAAGAUCAAGGGUGACGAAUGUGAAGAGUGACAAGUGAAGGAACUCUAAUCCACCAUGGGGAACACACCUUCAAAAAGUGGCAGUGGAGAGGAGUUGGUCAAAACAACUUUGUUUGAAAAGGAACCAAGUGGGAUAACAUACAGAAUUCCUGCUCUCAUUUAUCUAAGGCAUAGUCACACCUUCCUUGCCUUUGCAGAGAAAAGAUCCUGCCCUUCUGACCAUGAUGCCAAAAUCCUUGUUAUGAGAAGAGGAGCGCUGCAAGAUGAUGGAUCUGUUCAGUGGUCCUCCAGUCAGGAGCUGUCAACAGCAUGUCUACCAAACCACCGCACCAUGAAUCCUUGCCCUGUGUAUGAGAAAAACAGCAAAACACUGUUUUUAUUUUUCAUUUGCAUCUGGGGAAACACCACAGAGUGUAGGCAAGUCAUCACAGGUAAGAACAAGGCACGUCUUUGCUGUGUUAGCAGCAGUGAUGAUGGGCAAACUUGGAGUCAAGCGAAAGACUUAACAGAAAGCGUGAUCGGUGAAACUGUCCAUAAGUGGGCCACAUUCGCUGUGGGGCCCGGCCACGGUGUUCAGCUGGAGAAUGGAAGGUUGAUCAUCCCAGCAUACGCCUAUUAUGUCCCGUACAGAUGCUUUUCCUUCCCCAUUCCUUUUACAGUCUACCCACGUGCACUGUCUAUUUAUAGCGAGGACUUUGGACAGACAUGGCGUAUAGGCAAGAUGCUUCGAAAAAAGUCAUGUGAAUGUGAGAUGGCAGAGAUCAUAGACCACGAGGGCAGGAGUCAUCUUUACUGCAAUGCUCGUCACACUGGAGGCCACAGAUGUGAGGCCCUGAGUGAAAACAGUGGCGUGUAUUUUGACAAGCCCCACAUGGCUCCAGAGCUUGUCGAGCCACCCUCAGGCUGUCAAGGCAGUGUCAUUGGCUUUCCUGCUCCAGAAUUUGUCCCAAAUGAUGAUGCCGAAAGCAAAGCUUGCGGCACUUCACUUCUGUCUCCAGACACACAAACCUGGCUCCUCUUCAUGCACCCAACCAAUAAGUCUAGUAGAAGGGACAUGGGCGUGUAUUUGAACCGAUCCCCUCUGCACUCGUCGGGUUGGGACAGGCCCAGGAUCAUCCACAACGGACCCAGUGGCUACUCAGACCUGGCCUACAAUGGGGACAAGGAUCAGUUUUCGUGCCUGAUAGAGUGCGGGAAAGAGAGUGAACUCGAGCAGAUUGCGUUCAUGUCGUUUACCCUUAAUGAUGUCAUGCAGACAGGGAGUAAGAAAUAGAAGAUGCGCUGAGUUGUGGUUGUUUUAUUUGUGUAUUAACAAAGCUCUCUGACAUUCUCCUGCAACCUAAAAAUCUGAGCAAAAGCCACUAAAUAUGCUGUGCAGUAACAUCUGUCUGUGUUUACUGUUGUUCUACAUUCUGGAGAUGAUAAUGCAUGAGUCGUGUGUUUUGUUGUCUCCUCGUUUACAUGAAAAUGUAAUUCAAGUCUUAAUAGUAUUAAUAUGCAACCAGCUGUACAAGGAAGGAAACUAUUUUUAAAAUGUAGGGUGGUUGAUUUUAAGCAUGCUGUGCUGGACUGUCAUUUUUAAAACAGGCUUUGUGUGUAGCAUGUUUGACGAGCACUUCAUAAGCAUUUCUGCAUCUUAUUAAAGUGUCAGUAUUUCUGAGCAGUGGAGAGAAUUUGCCUACCUCUUUUUAUUUUCAUAUGAAGAUCAUAGCAGGCCUUGUAAAGUAGAGCGUAGAGUUUCCUCCAUGCUCAGUCUCUCCUUUACAUUUAGUAUUCUCUGAUUCACAUAUGCCUUCUACUCUACUGUUAGAACUUAAGCCGUGCCACAGCCUGUCAGUGCACAACCUCCUCUGAAGGUCACAGCAGGUGACACAGCAAAACUGGACGGAGAAGAUCAUUUUUUACUUGCUACACCCAGCUAAUCAAUGAAGAGACCAAGAAAACUGUUCCUGAGUUUGUAAAACAGCUGAGGGAUUAAUAGAGAGGGAGAUACUAUAUUGUACACUGAUUUUUAUUACAUUCAUUUUCAAUAGCAAUAUUCCACUCGGCUACAUUCUUUACUUAUUUAUUUUUCUUUAGCAUUAUUUUCUGAACAAGCAUUUUUCCUAGCAUUACUAAUUAAGUGCAGUAUUAUGACGAGGUAUAAUUGGCCGGCUGUUGGUUAUCAAAUGAAAGCAUGUUACAGCAGAUCAAGAUUCACUAUUUAUAAAGCCACUAGGAAUUUGCACACACAAAACCUUAUACUAAGCGACUUUAACAUCCCUCUUUGCCUAAUGUUGUGAGGCGAAAUGCCUCAAGGUGAUUCUACACUAGUUUCAAUGUGUUUUUGUUGACUGUUGUGGAAAGUGAUGAAACCUGCAUGAAAUAUGUAUUUUAGUAGAAAAUAAAAGUAAUCUGUGAUCACCUGA
Molecule: messenger RNA, 2706 nt
Organism: Lates calcarifer (barramundi perch)
Lineage: Eukaryota; Metazoa; Chordata; Actinopteri; Centropomidae
Gene: neu3.1
Product: sialidase 3 (membrane sialidase), tandem duplicate 1
Exons: 3
Coding region: 354-1571 (405 amino acids)
Biological process (GO): ganglioside catabolic process; oligosaccharide catabolic process
Cellular component (GO): lysosome; membrane; cytoplasm
Molecular function (GO): exo-alpha-sialidase activity
Source: RefSeq, a predicted model, not a curated record